AUGUACAACACUCAUUCCGAUAUUUGGGUUGCAGGUGCGUUUGCUGCAGUCGUAGUCGAUUUUAUCGUCUACCCCUUCGACACACUCAAGACUCGUGUCCAAUCCCCAGACUAUGACAAGGUCUUCAAAAAUGCACACACAGGAGCAGUGCGGCGCAAUGUACUCUUCCGAGGAUUAUACCAAGGGGUCUGGAGUGUGGUAUUAUCAACGAUUCCAGCUUCUGGGGCAUUCUUUACCACAUACGAAGCUGUGAAGAGCAUUAUGUACAACUCCUCAACAGAAGCCACCACCGGUAUGACAAAUGGCAAGAGGACUCUCCCCGAUGGCUCUCUGAACAGUCUUCGCUUGCCGUUCACACACUCCCUCCCUACUCCCAUUAUGCAUGGAAUUGCCUCUUCAACCGGGGAGAUGGUAUCGUGCCUCAUGCUCACGCCGGCAGAGGUACUAAAACAAAAUGCGCAGAUGAUUCAAGGUUCCCAAACAAACCAAUCCGCCAUGCGACAAGUACUUUUGCGAUUUCGACGUCAUCCUUGGCGCCUAUGGAGUGGGUAUACAGCAUUGGUUGGUCGAAACCUCCCAAGUACAGCUCUACAAUUUCCACUCUUUGAGUAUGUGCGAUCACACCUGAUUGAUCGACGGAGACAACGGAAAGCGGCUCGCAGCAACACCAGCCGACCGCCAUCGGAACAGUCAGAUCAACUAGUCGAACGGGCCGGCUUGACGGGUAUAGCUGCGGCGUUUUCGGGGACCAUCGCGGCGACGGUGACUACUCCAAUUGAUGUAAUAAAGACCCGCGUUAUGCUUUCGGCAAGUGAUGCUAGCGCUCCUCCUCAAGAUCGGAGUAGUGGGGCUGGUGCUUGUGGCAGUGAAGCGCCAUCUUCGGAGGUGCGGACAAAGAACAAACCCAACAAAUCUCUCAUUUCUGUCGGUCGCAAUAUCAUACGUCAUGAGGGCAUCCGUGGCUUGUUCAAGGGCGGACUGAUACGGGCUGGUUGGACGGCGAUUGCAUUGGGCCUAUAUCUCAGCCUCUAUGAAGGAGGCCGGUUUUAUCUGGAGAAUCGACGGAAAGAGCGGGACCGUGUCAGUGGGAAAUUUCCAAACCAAGCUGUUGAAGGCGAGGAGGUCGUUUAG
Penicillium expansum is the source of this 1131-nucleotide messenger RNA. Its product is annotated as putative mitochondrial carrier protein. Gene Ontology annotation, cellular component: mitochondrial inner membrane. The transcript has 3 exons. The record is from RefSeq and is a predicted model, not a curated record. The coding region runs from base 1 to 1131 and encodes 376 amino acids. Gene Ontology annotation, molecular function: S-adenosyl-L-methionine transmembrane transporter activity. NCBI's taxonomy places the organism in Eukaryota, Fungi, Ascomycota, Eurotiomycetes, Eurotiales, Aspergillaceae.